AUGAGCAAGGAAGAUAAUACAGACAACAGUUAAUCGGAAUCGUCAGAAAGUACAGAAAACAGCAAGAAAGAUAAUACAGACAGCAGUCAAUCGGAAUUGUCAGAAAGUACAGAAAGCAACGACGAGGAAGAUGAAGAGCAGGAUGUGAAACCAAAUAAAAGAAACAAAUUUCGUUGCCCUCUUCGCGGCUGUGGCUCCAAAGUAUAUAAGCUCCCUCGUCAUUUAAAGAAUGUGCAUGGCUGGAGUGCCGAAAGAGCCAGAAAUGCUGUUAAUCAAUUUGACAUGCGCCACGACCAACGAAACUCGAAGAAGCCAAAAGAAGUGAGGAAUAAGAGAAGGAGAAAAGUCUGUUGCGAGUGUGGGCGCAAGCAAAGGUAUCUAUCAAAACACUUACAGAAGCAGCACGGGUACAUACAAGGCACAAAGAGGUAUUGGAAGGCUCUCAAAGAAUCCCGGCCUGUCUAUCAGUCCAGUCCUUCUUUCGCUCAGAAUUUUGUCGAGAUAGAAGGUGACUCACCAGGUGAAGAAGCUACUGAAAAAAGUAACCAGUUCAAGGAGAGUAAAAAAAAUGCUGCACCUAGAGGACAUAUGAAUGACGACACAGGGACCUUGGGGGCAACCAGUUCAACUUCGACUAUAGACAAAGUGAUUGUUGUAGAAUCGGCAAGUGAUGGUGAAGACGACCUUGAAUAUUUAGAGGAGUGUGCAGAAAGCGAUGAUGCUGUGGAGGUCCAAACUGAAGCUUGUGAUCAACAAAGUAAAAGAGUAUUCGAAGCGUUCGGGAAAUGGAUCCUUAGCCCCGAUGGGGGCGAAAAAGAUGCAAGGCCAGCUGCGCUAGUGGUGCGACAAGUGGAGACAAUACUGUCGAUAAUAGGAACACAAACCGUUGAAAGCUUGUUUGACAAGGCUCUAAUUCGCGACAAGUUUUAUCCAGAGUCGAGAGCGUCGCACAAGGCAGCAACCACAAUCAGUUAUCUUCAUUCUUUGCGCAAGUUUUAUACGUUCGCUACAACCGAGGAUGACAUCGGCCUUCCCAGAGGAUGUGAAAAAACGGCAGACGCCCUCUUUAAAAAAUGUGGGCAGUGGUGUAAAAGUCUUCGUAAAGAGGUUAAAGAGAGAUUUUGGGAGAAACAAGCAGAAGAUCUUGCACGUCUUAUUACCCCAGAAAAAGUUCAAGAGUUUGCUAAGUCAGAGUUUGCUCGUAAUCAAGUCAAGGUCAUUGGCGAUUUGAUAGACAAAGGCCAGAAUUCUACACCUCUAGGCCAAAUUGAGUACUGUGAUUUGAGAAACUUCUUGUUCAUACACCUGCUUUCCCAGAAUGGGCAUAGAAGCGGUGUCAUAACGAACAGUACUCUAGAUGAGUACAAGGAAAUAAGCUGUGUCGAUGAAACAUACAUGAUUUCUGUUAAAGAUCAUAAAACAUACAGUCAGCAUGGCCCAGCAAAUCUCUGCUUCGAUGAAAGCCUCAAAGGUUGGUUGGACAUUUACGUCGAGCACGCAAGGCAGCAAGUUGUGAAGGGCGGUGGAUCCACUUGCUUGUUCUUAAACUGGAAAGGAGCGAAGAUGCAGAGCGGCGAUCUGUCAUCAGCUAUAACAAGCACCUGGCGAAAGGGUGGUAUGAUUGAUAAGGAAACACGUAUCUCAGGAACACUAAUGAGGAAGUCAUGCACAACAGCAAUUCGACAGUACAAUAAAGAGGUUAAGGGUAAUGUCGCCGCACAUAUGGCACACACUGAACGAACUGCAGAUAAGCACUAUCAUCUCGUGCAAAAGCGCACAAACUCCGCUUUUGCUGCUAGGCAAUUGACGGCCGUAAUGCAUGGUAGGCCGAGUUCUCCUUCUGUACCAUCACGUAGCAAAAAAGAUGACAUCGAGCAACCUAGUAUGAGAAAAGAUGAUUUUGAUUCACCUCCUGAAGGAAAAGAUGAUGGUGAUCUUGAUGCGGUACCUGUACCUCCGGACUGCCAGACCUGGACAAAGGAAGAGGAAAGAGCAAUGAAAGAAACCUUCGCAGAUAAUAUCAGCCGCCAAUCAAUUACGUUACGGGAAGUCCUUGCUCUUAAGCGCACAAAUCCACUGCUCUUAGACUGUGAAAACAAAAGACUGUUGGACAAAGUGAGAGGAUUGUACAGGUUCAAGAAAUCUCAGGGUUCUCUUUUUGAAGACGUGGAGGCCAGCGAUUGUAAUGACAAUGCGAGCGACUCGAACUCAAUUAUAAGUCCAACUACAACUCAAGGAAAAUCGAGAGUUUUUGAAGAAGAGGAGGUGAUGGUCUUUUCAAACCUUUUUAAGGACUUGAUUCAAGGCGGUCAAAAGAUUGAAUCAAAAGAUGUUGUACAGCGAUUGAACGAGAGCGGCCAUGAAGACAUCAUACAAAAAUAUUCUAAGCAGAAAGUUACUGACAAGAUCAGAGGUCUUCGUGCAACUCACAUCAGGCAGUGGAGAAAGUAA
This is a messenger RNA of Porites evermanni, 2451 nucleotides long. The record is from the annotation of a GenBank genome assembly. Lineage: Eukaryota; Metazoa; Cnidaria; Anthozoa; Scleractinia; Poritidae.